AUGGCGGCCGCGCGCCGCGGAUUCAAACGCAGCGUGCGGGGCGGGGCCAGUGGGCGGCGGCUUCCCGGCGGGGUUCACUGCGCCUGCGCCCCGCGAUUCAAGAUGGCGGACAGUGCGGAACUAAAGCAAAUGGUGAUGAGCCUCCGAGUUUCUGAGCUGCAAGUGCUGCUGGGAUACGCCGGAAGGAACAAGCACGGCCGCAAACACGAACUCCUCACGAAAGCCCUGCAUUUGCUCAAGGCCGGCUGCAGUCCUGCCGUCCAAAUGAAAAUCAAGGAACUGUACAGGCGCCGGUUCCCUCAGAAGAUCAUGACUUCUGCAGACCUCUCCAUCCCCGCUGUCCAUUCGAGCUCCAUGCCGGCGGCUUUGUCACCCUCGGCCAUUCCACAGCUUGCUUAUGACGGCCACCCUGCGACAUCCCCGUUGCUUCCUGUUUCUCUCCUGGGACCUAAACAUGAACUGGAACUGCCCCACCUUACCUCAGCACUCCACCCCGUCCAUCCAGACAUAAAGCUUCAGAAGCUACCCUUUUACGACUUGCUGGAUGAAUUGAUAAAACCAACCAGUCUAGCAUCAGACAAUAGCCAGCGGUUUCGAGAAACCUGCUUUGCAUUUGCCCUCACGCCACAGCAAGUGCAGCAGAUCAGCAGUUCCAUGGACAUUUCUGGAACCAAGUGUGACUUCACCGUGCAGGUCCAGCUGAGGUUUUGCUUAUCUGAAACCAGCUGCCCGCAGGAAGAUCAUUUCCCACCAAAUCUUUGUGUAAAAGUUAAUGGGAAACCAUGUAGCUUACCUGGCUAUCUCCCACCAACCAAAAAUGGGGUUGAACCAAAGCGGCCCAGCAGACCAAUCAACAUCACCUCACUCGUGCGGCUGUCCACGACGGUACCAAACACAAUCAUUGUCUCGUGGACUGCAGAAAUAGGAAGGAAUUAUUCUAUGGCGGUCUACCUUGUGAAACAGCUGUCUUCUACAGUGUUGCUGCAGAGAUUACGAGCGAAAGGCAUCAGGAAUCCGGAUCAUUCUCGAGCGCUAAUAAAAGAAAAACUAACCGCUGAUCCUGACAGUGAAAUAGCGACGACCAGCCUGAGAGUUUCUCUUCUAUGUCCGCUUGGUAAAAUGCGGCUGGCGAUACCUUGCAGGUGCCUGACCUGUUCGCACCUGCAGUGUUUUGAUGCCACUUUGUAUAUUCAAAUGAAUGAGAAGAAGCCCACCUGGGUCUGCCCUGUGUGUGAUAAGAAGGCCCCUUACGAACACCUCAUAAUUGACGGGUUGUUCAUGGAAAUCUUGAAGUAUUGCACAGAUUGUGAUGAGAUUCAGUUUAAAGAAGAUGGUUCAUGGGCUCCUAUGAGGUCAAAAAAAGAGGCCCAGGAAGUGACUUCCACUUUUAAUGGAGUGGAAGGCUGUUUAAGUUCCUCCGUGGACCAUCAGGUGUCUUCGCAUCAACAGUCAAACAAAAAUAAGGUCGAGGUGAUUGACUUAACCAUCGACAGCUCCUCAGAUGAAGAGGAGGAGGAGCCAUCUGUCAAGAGGAACUGCCCUUCCCUGUCGCCUGCGUCACCCAUUAACAACAAGAGCAUUUUGAGUCUCCCGCACCAAGCGUCUCCUGUCUCAAGAACUCCAAGCCUUCCAGCAGUUGACACCAGUUACAUCAACACGUCGCUAAUCCAAGAGUACAGGCAUCCGUUCCACAUGACGCCCAUGCCUUAUGACCUCCAAGGAUUGGACUUCUUUCCUUUCUUGUCCGGAGACAAUCAGCAUUAUAGCACUUCACUUCUAGCUGCUGCGGCUGCAGCCGUGUCUGCCUCGGAUGAUCAAGAACUCUUGCACUCCCGUUUUUUCCCCUACGCUUCGUCCCAGAUGUUUCUGGACCAGCUAAAUGCCGGUGGGAGUGCCACGCUUCCGGCCACGAAUGGUAGCAACAGCGGUAGCAACAGCAGUCUGGUGUCCUCCAACAGCCUCCGAGAGAACCACGGCCACCCAGUGGCCAACCGAAGUAGCACGGAUCCGGCGUCACUCUUUGGGGUCAUCCCGGACAUUAUUUCCUUGGACUGA
Messenger RNA from Euleptes europaea (tarantolino), 2055 nucleotides. It is a transcript of the gene PIAS1, whose product is annotated as protein inhibitor of activated STAT 1. The transcript is spliced from 14 exons. The record is from RefSeq and is a predicted model, not a curated record. Gene Ontology annotation, molecular function: SUMO ligase activity; zinc ion binding; transcription coregulator activity. NCBI's taxonomy places the organism in Eukaryota, Metazoa, Chordata, Lepidosauria, Squamata, Sphaerodactylidae. Gene Ontology annotation, biological process: protein sumoylation; regulation of transcription by RNA polymerase II. Bases 1 to 2055 code for a protein of 684 amino acids.